UCGCACGCGUCCCGCCAUAAAAGCCACGGGCAUUGCCACCGGCCGAACGAAGUAAAACAUUUUUUUUUUUUAAAACAACAUCGCGCAAUAUUUCGCGUUAUUUCCCCGUGGCCACUGCGUCCGCCUCGGACGAUGUUCCCCGUGGCCCUGGCCUCCGGCCAAUGUCGCCGCCACUGCCAAGCCCACGAGCGGCCAGUGGCCUCGCGGGCCAAGACAGUGGAGACGUCCCGUCCUUACAGCUUCCUCAUCGCCGACCUGCUCGGCCAUGGGGUGGCCAACGCGACGCGGCAGGGACCGGCGUCGGGACCAGGGGCAGAGAUGGGAUCGGUGUCCGGUGAGGCUCACCCUGUGGUGGCGGCGGGGGCGGUGCUGGAGGUGGACAACCCGGUGGUCACGGGCCGUGGGGUGACCACGGUUGGGCCACCAGCCUCGUCGCGGCUGGCGUUUGGGGUCGAUGCCAUUCUGUCCCGAGUGGAGCGGCCUUCAGAUUCACACUCGCCCUGGAGGGAGCCCUUUGACCCCUUGACCCCGCGUCACUCCAACCCCACCGUGCUCCCUCUGUACCUGGAGGGAGCCUUCUACCCCAUCCUGGGCUGCCCCCUUCCACCAGUGCCUUGCCCCUGGGCCGUGCUGGCCCGCGCAAGGCCCCGGCGCUCCACGCCCAAGCGCGCCGUCUUCUCCGAGGAGCAGAGGCGGGGCCUGGAAAGGGCCUUCCGCCGGCAGCGCUACAUCGCUCGGCCCGAGAGGCGCCGCCUCGCGGCCCGCCUGGGCCUCCGUGACGCUCAGGUGAAGAUCUGGUUUCAAAACCGCCGGAUGAAAUGGCGCAACUCGAGGGAGCGUGAGCUGCUCGGCACCGCCGGGGGCGGCUUGGACGAUGGCGAUUUCCGCACGGGCGUCGUGGAAACAUCAGGCGGUGGCGGUGGCGGCGACGCCCAGUGCUCGCGUACGUGA
Messenger RNA from Lethenteron reissneri (Far Eastern brook lamprey), 951 nucleotides. RefSeq names its product homeobox protein DBX1-like. The record is from RefSeq and is a predicted model, not a curated record. Gene Ontology annotation, molecular function: DNA-binding transcription factor activity, RNA polymerase II-specific; DNA binding. Gene Ontology annotation, biological process: regulation of transcription by RNA polymerase II. NCBI's taxonomy places the organism in Eukaryota, Metazoa, Chordata, Hyperoartia, Petromyzontiformes, Petromyzontidae.